Molecule: messenger RNA, 4131 nt
Organism: Melopsittacus undulatus (budgerigar)
Lineage: Eukaryota; Metazoa; Chordata; Aves; Psittaciformes; Psittaculidae
Gene: NLRC5
Product: NLR family CARD domain containing 5
Biological process (GO): intracellular signal transduction
Molecular function (GO): protein binding
Source: RefSeq, a predicted model, not a curated record
AUGUUUCUGAUGUCUCUGCUGCCACUGGCUGAGAGGGGUUUUGCUCGAUGUCACCAUCACAGCAGCUCUAUGCAUGAGAAAGAUGUGGAACAGCAGCAGCUUGAUGCAUCUAAAAAGUACCUGCAUCUUCUCAUGGAUUCUGUCCACCAGAGAUAUGGAAGCUGGAGAGCAGCAGGAGCAGCAGUGCAGGAACAAAUGCAGCCACUGGCUGUCAACCUUGUCAUUCAGCAGAGCAAAACCUCCUGCUUAAAAGAGAGAACAGAGAAAUCCCAAGAGGAUGUGGCAGGUGCUCAUAAGCCAAAAGAAGGAGCUGUGGAUACAGCUGUUAAAGUAUCGGGUCUGUUUUGUAGUGUGGUCCCACCACGCACAACGAAGGUGAUCUUUUUGUUUGGUAAACCAGGGACAGGCAGGACCAUGCUAAUGCACAGCAGCUGUCAGAAAUGGUUGGGUGAAGGUGACCUACCUUAGUUUCUCUUCACGUUACUGUUUGAGUUUUGGUGGCUGAAUUUAUUAAAAUUGACUCUGAAAGCGCUUUUGUUUGCCCUGUUCCUUCAGACAGAAGACAGCCCUGAUGCAGUGUUCCAGUACCUGCUGGAAAAUACCUGCCAUACACUGAUCAUCUUUGAUGGGCUGGGUGAGUUUGCAGCUAACAUGGACAGGCCAGGCUCUUCUGAGGGAAGGCCAACCCUUACUUCCUGUAUGUUCAUAUAUGAGUUCUUUGCAGACCUCUGUCAUGGGAAGCUCCUGCCUGGGUGCACAGUGUUGAUCACCAGCCGACCUAUGAGACUACCUGACUUCUUAGUAACCACUGUAAAUCUGCUAGCAGAAAUGUGGGGAUCUGACCAUGAGAAGAUUAAGGAAUAUGCUAGCCACUAUUUUCAUCAUCAUUCAUUCAAAGAGCAAGCCAUUGCUCACUUGAAGAACAACAUUAAGCUCCUCAGCAUGUGUCACAUCCCUCCUCUGUGUUAUGUUAUGUGCAGCUGUUUGGAGUAUUUGCUCCUUAAACAUCAGACGAAUGUGGAGCUUUCUUAGACUAUGACACAGUUUUAUAUCAAAAUGCUUCUCAUCUUCAUAAAUAAACAGCAGGGAGAGCAUGAAGGUGGUGAGGAGGUUAAGCUGCACUGCAAAAAGGCCAUUUUGGGUCUCUGUGAUCUUGUAAUGAAAGGCCUAGGAAAAAAGCUUAUGUUUCAUGCUGGAGAAAUUCCAGAGCACAUGAAGGAAUUUGCUUCCUUACAUGGAUUGCUGACUGCUUUUGAGGUGAAGAUGAGUGGCGCUUGCCCAGAGGUUGGCUAUACCUUUGUGCAUUUGAGUUUGCAAGAGAUUUUUGUAGCAUUGUGUCUCAUGGUAAGUAAGAGGGUGGACAAGAACUACUUGAGGAAGAAGUUCUUUUUGAAGUCAAAAUGGACUUUAAAGAACAAGGCAAAGACCAAGAUAAUGGCAAGUUUUCACAUCUUUCUCUCAGGCCUGUUGUCAAAAGAACAUAGGACAUUUCUCAUGCUGCUAGCUGAACAAGAUGAAGCUUGGAUGCAGGAUAAGCAGGAUGUAAUCCUGCAGUUUCUCAAGAAACUGGCAGCCACUAAUCUGAAAGGGCCUAAAGUCAUCGAGCUCUGCCACUGCACUUUUGAAACACAAGACCUCAGAGUAGUCCAGCACAUCGGGAGCCUGCUGAAUUUCAAGUGCGAGUUCAAAAACUUUAGACUCAUGCCCCUGAAUAAGUUGGCUUUGCUUUUUGUCAUGAACUUGGGCCAGGGUUUGAGUCGUUUGGAUUUUACAGGAUGUCUCAUGGACAUUGACUGUUUGGAAAUUCUGGCCAGCUGUAAAAAUGUAGAACACUUGAGAAUAUACCUCAGUUUGUCAGGUAGCAAGCUUGGAGAUGAAGGCUGUAGUUGUCUGCUGGAAAGCCUGCCUUGGAUAUCAGUUUCAAAGCAGCUGGAGUAAUCUCAGUCAAACCUCCUCUCUCUUAAUGGCAUUUGCAGUCUAUUGAAGUCAGUAAGUACAUGCCAGAGGAUGACGGAAGUACACAUCAGCCUUUGUCAUGAGACUGCAGUCCUGAGGUUUACAGGAGAAGAGUUUUCUUCCCUUCCUCCUAGGGAAGAGGCUGUGUGCUUCACUAAUGACCAACAAUACGGAGAGGAAAACCAGACUCCUACUACCCCACAAAAAACUAGACUGACAGACAGUCAUUCUCAAGCCAGCAACCUAGAGAAGCUGUGUGCAGUCCUGAAGGAAUGUAGCAGCAUCUCUGAGCUGGACCUUUUAAAUUAUUAUCUGGGAGAUGCAGGACUGCUGCAGUUGUUUCAGUCCCUCCCGAAUUUGAAAAGGUUAAGUUCUCUCAAACUUAAUGGUAACCAUAUCUCCCUGAAUUCUGUGUUUUUCUUAGCUCGGUCUUUAUUUACAUUGGAAGACAUUAAAACAAUGGACCUCAGCUUAGGACACAGCCAGGUGUUUUACAUAGCCUUUUGGGACAGAAUGAAUGUCACAAGUACCAGCAGAUGGAGAAGUGAUUUCCUCAUGCAUCCCAAGCAUGAAGCAGAAGGGCAGUGCUUUUGGAAUGGCCAGCCCCCAAAACACUCCUUUUGUCACCAAGGAGUUUUAUGCUCCAAAGCAAUGUUACUCAUCAAGUUGACAAGCAGAGAUGACCCUAGAAAGAUUUUGAGACUCACAGGGUGCAAAUUUCAACCAAAACACUUGGAAAAGUUGUGCUUGCUCAGAAAAUGCACUAGUCUGACAGGGUACGAAUCCUCAUAUAACAAUAUGAUGGUCUAGGCUGCAGAAAGACUUUUGCAUUCUCUGAGAAAAAAUCUGAGUCCUCUGAAAAUCAGCAUGGAAGAACCUUGGGUACAUAAAUAAAGUGUCAUGAACCUUAUUUACCUGGCUGUCCAGACCUGUGGAAACAUUACUGAGAUCAUAAUAUGUAAAAAUAAAUACCUCUUCCAAUUAGGUAUAAGGUUCCCACUCUACCUGGGGAAGGUGGAAUCAGACGUUAGCAGGUUGAAUCUGUGAAAACCAGAAAAGCAUGCUGACUUUGACCAAAGGGUUCAUGAAAACUGUGCUCAGCUUCAGGAACUGAGAUGGUCUCAUGUUGAGCUUCACAAUGUUGGAACUGUUAGGAUUUUGCUACGUCUUCCAGAGCUGAAGAAACUGACAUCUAUCAGUAUUAUGCCAGCUGGAAUGGAUUACUUGAUCUCGGGCUUGCAGAACUGCCAGGCCAUUGAAGAGCUCAGCUCGGGCCACAUGAAACUUGGCAGUGCUGCUGUUCCUAAGGUUGUGCUGGGGCUUUGUGAAAUGCCAUCUCUGAAGAGGCUUAUCUUGAACCACAACAGUAUUGGUAAUGAUGGCUGCUGCAUACUCACAGAACCCUUGAUGAAUAGGCACUACAUGGAGGGAAUCUCUUUAAGCCACAACAAGAUUGGAGAUCCAGGCCUAGAACUAGCUGCUGUCCUGCUGGAAAUGCAAAACUUGAAGAGAAUCAACGUUUCAGGGAACAUUCCUAGCUCUGCUGGGGUGAAGCUUAUGGAAGCUCUUACCUAUUGCAAAAGCAUGGAGGAGUUACUGCUAUCUUGGAAUGUUUUUGGAAGCAGAACAGCAGUGAAACUUACCUGCUGUCUGUCUCACAUGACCAGCCUGAAGGUCCUGCACUUGCAGAACAAUAACAUUGGGCCAGUGGGAGGCAUGGAGCUGGCCAGAGCCUUGGUGGCAUGUGGGCUGCUGGAAGAGAUGAGUUUAUCAGAAAAUGACCUUGGGGAAGGAAGUAUCUAUGCCCUGUUCGAGGGGCUGCCAUGUUUUGAACACCUCCAAAAGACUGACUUGAAACUCUGUGGAAUCAUUGACAGUGCUUCAAAAUCACUUUCUUAUGGCUUCCAACAAUGCCCUUCCAUGGAGGAGAUAAUACUGUCAUGGAACGCCUUUGGAGAUGGAAGAGCCCAAGAGUUGGCCAGUGCUCUUGCAGGGAUGGAAAAGCUGAAACUUCUGGAGAAAAAUCACAUUGGUGUCUAGGCCACAAAGCUCACAGAAGAACUUGUCAAAUGCCCAGAAAUUCAGUUCAUAAAGCUGUGGGACAAUCCAGUGCCCAGAGGCCUGGCUGAGAAUUCGACAAGCCAAGACCCAAGACUGUGUUUCUCCUUCUACUAG